AUGUCAAUGUUAUUGUUUAAACAAUCAAUAACUUCAACAUCAUCAAUUACAAUUAUAUCACAUCCACCUUAUAACUACACAUCAUCAACAUCAACAUCAACAUCAUCAGCUUCAGCAACUUAUUGUACAAGUACUCAAUAUGGUAGUAAUAGUAAAGUAAAGACAUUGACGACUAAACAGAAAGAACAACCUAGAAAGAGUGUAAAGCGUUUGCAACAAUCACAGCAUGACAGACCAUUCGUCACCAACGACUAUGACGACGAAGGCUACGAGUUUGACACUUCAAAGAUCAAAGUUACCGACACAGCACAACAACUACAACAUGACGACGAUGAUAUAAUGAACAAGUCUGAGCGACUACAGAAGCGACUGUCAAGGGUUGGAGUGUCAUCGAGGAGGAAUGCAGAGAAGUUGAUUGAGGAUGGAAGAGUGACGGUGAAUGGACAGGUGGCAAAUAUGAAGUCAUUCAUGGUGACACCAUCAUGUGUUAUAGCGGUCGAUGGCAAACAGGUGACAGACACAAUACCAAGGAUAUGGAUGCAUAACAAGUUGAAGAAGGUGUUGGUGACCAAUGCCGAGGACCCCGAGAGGGACACGCUGAUACCGAUAUUGAAGCGUGUGUUGGACAAGCAGCAUCUGAUAUCUGUGGGCCGUCUCGACUACUACUCCGAGGGCCUGAUAUUGAUGACGAACGAUGGCGAGCUGUCGCGCUUCCUGGAGCUGCCCGCCAACGGCUUCCAAAAGACGUAUCGCGUACGUCUGUUUGGCAAGAUCACGCCAGAGAUGAACACGGCCCUGACCAAGGGUGUGAUGAUCGAUGGCAUCAAGUACGCGCCCGUCAAGUUGUCGGUCGAGAGCGAGUCUACGUCCAACACGUGGGUGCAGGUCACGCUCACUGAGGGCAAGAACCGCGAGAUCAGACGUAUAUUCGAACACUUCAAUGUCAAGGUGCUCAGAAUCAUUCGCAUCAAGUAUGGACCAUACACACUGCCCGCCAGUCUCAAGCCUGGCGAGACACAAGAAGUUGUCAUCAAGGAUGAACUAAAGUCCUUCAAGAACAAAUGGAUCACCAAAGAGAAGUUCCUCAAGAAGCGUCAUAAUCAGAUGAUGUUGCAGAAUCAGCAGGAGCAACAACAAUAA
Molecule: messenger RNA, 1140 nt
Organism: Acytostelium subglobosum LB1
Lineage: Eukaryota; Evosea; Eumycetozoa; Acytosteliales; Acytosteliaceae
Exons: 2
Coding region: 1-1140 (379 amino acids)
Biological process (GO): pseudouridine synthesis
Molecular function (GO): pseudouridine synthase activity; RNA binding
Source: RefSeq, a predicted model, not a curated record